CUGUGUCAGGGCUGUGUCUGGAGCAAACCAGAGCCUCUGGGGCAGCGGCUCGGCUGGGAGCUCAGCAAAAAACUGACCCAACGAAGAGAAAACAAGUCAAGGAGGACUGAGGCAGAGCAGGGAGCCCAUCCUGUGCGUGGGGCAGGGCCUGAGCACUGAGCAGCAGGUUCUCCCACAGGGCUGAGCCCUCAGGCCAAGGGAGAUGAGCAUUUCCUCGGAGCACAAGCCCCUUGGGAAGCAGGUCACCGGCAGCCUGCACACGUUGUCACCCAUCGUGGAGUUAAAUGUUGGCGGGGAGAUGUACACAACAACGCUGAGCACCUUAAAGAAACAUCCUGGCUCCAAGCUGGCAGAGAUGUUCACUGGCCAGCCCAAACUCAGGACUGACUCCGAAGGGAGGUUCUUCAUCGACAGGCCGGGCACUCAUUUCAAAUACAUCUUGGAGUACCUGCGCAGUAACCAAGUGCCCACCCAGUGCAUCCAGGACGUCUACAAGGAAGCGUUGUUCUACGACAUCGAACCCUUAAUCAAGCAGCUUGAGGACUCCCCGCAGAUCUUCGGGGAGCUCGUGGCGAGGAAGCAGUUCCUGGCCCGGGUGCCCAACUACAGCGAGAACAUCGAGCUGAUGAUCCGCAUCGCGCGGGCGGAGGCCGUGGCGUCGCGCCACUCCAGCGUCAUCGUGUGCGUGGUCAGAACCGACGAGGACGCAGCCAGGUGUCAGGAUGCCCUGAACAGCUUGGACAUGGAUAAAAAAUCCGUGGUGAAGUUCGGCCCUUGGAAAGCAACGCCGAGUAUUUCCGAUCUGCUGGACUGCAUUCAAAUGGAUGUCGAGACGAAAGGGUAUAAAAUAUCCUUUCAGCCUCACGUUGCUGAGAAAGGUUUUCGCUUCAAGUCGCAUGAUUUCUUCUACAAGUUCCUGUUCACUUGGUGGUAGUGAAGUGCCACAGGCGAUAGGGAAUGGAAGAAAGCAGGAAUUGACUUGGGCCGUGGAGUCUAAGCCAUGGACUACUAGAGGGGCAGGAAGAAACACGUGGGCCAACAGAAGGAAGUCCUUUGGUCGUUUGCCAAAUUAAAGAGCACUUAAAAGCCACUGUUUACUUGGGCUUUAGGGGAUAAUUGUACAAUGUAAAAAGUGUACCUGCUUCUGCAGGGGGGUUGGACUGAAUGACCUCUAAAGGUCCCGUGAACCCCUACCAUUCUAUGAUUCUAUGAGAAGGAGUAAUGUUACGCUUUCAGUGUUGCUGACUAUUACAGAUGAGUUCAGAGAGCCAGAUCUGAGGGUUGAGCCAAGCUCACUGAACCUAAGAGAAAUGAGUAAUUCCCAAAUAUGCCUCGUGGACACGUGGGGUUGGUCUCUCAGUGAAACAAGAACAGGUCAGAUCCACACAAUUCCUAGUGGAAACACUGGCAGCUGCAUUAACACACGCUCAGGUUAAAUUUGGAUCCCUAAUAAGAAGGCAAAAGCUCUUUUUCCCACUGUUUUCUACACCAGACCCUAGGUUAAAAAGGGUUUCAGCAUCCUCUGGUCUCCUCUUACACAGCCUGCUCUCUGACCAAUGUAUGUAUUACUGUUAUUUAUUCUGAAGGAAAGACAGAGAACUUCAGCUAUGGUCCAGGAUCAACAGAAGUGAAAAACAACAGUGCUGAACUGAGAUGUUUAUAAUCUAAGGAGACACUCUCCUUUCUCAGGCCACACUACUUUAACCUUUUUCCUAUGACAUUCAUUAUUACUACAAAUACCAUUUCUAAAUCUAUAAGCUCCUUCGGAAGAACAGGGAAAACCCACCGUGGUUGGAUGGGAAGAAAGUGGCACUGAAGUGAAAGUCUGGGACCUCGGUGCAAGUUCUCCUUUACAGACCACAAGCUGGGUCUUACAUUGUGUUUUAAAAAUCUGAGUGUUUGAAAGUUUAUUUUUAUACUGGGGAUGGCUGUUAGCUGGGUUUAAUCACUCUCAAAUUCACAGUGGCUACAUUGAUUACGAUCCUGGUUUGACCCUGGCUGGGUGAAAAGUCCCCACCAGGUUCUCACUCCUGGUCCAGACAGGGGAGAGGAAAUACACUGAAUGGCUCAUGGGUGAAGAUAAGGAUGGGGAGAUCACUCAGCAAUUACAGUCACAGGACAAACAGACUUGACUUGGGGAAAGUAGUUUAAUUUCUUGCCAAUCAAAACAGAGAAAGGUAAUGAGAAAUAAACUCCUAAAUCUUAAAACACCUUCCCCCCACCUCUCCCUUCUUCCCAGGUCUCUACCUCCCUCCCCUCCAGUAGUGCAGGAGGAUGGGGAGUGGGAGUUACAGUAGUUCAUCACAGACUGUCUCUGCUGCUGCUUCCUCUCGUAAGGAGGACUCCUCACACUUCCCCUGCUCCAGUGUGGGGUUCCCUGCCAUGAGAGACAGUCCUCCAAGAACUUCUCCAACUUGGAUCCUUCCCACAGGAUGCAGUCCUUCAGGAACAGAGUGGGCUGUGGGCUCCUCCCUCCAUAAGGCCACAGGUCCUGCCAGGAGCUGCUCCAGUGUACCCUUCCCACAGGAUCCCAGCCUCCUUCAGGAUCCUCAUCCUCCGGCUCCAGUCCUGGAUCUCUGCUCCCUCAUAGCCUCCAUGGCUGUAGGGGCACACCAUGGGCUGCACCACAGGCUGCAGAGGUGUGCUCUGGGCCUGGAGCACCACCUCCCCUCCUUCUGCACUGACCUUGGAGUCUGCAGAGACAAUGUUCUCACAUAUUCUCGCUCCUCUCUUCUACCACACCACUUUGCUCCAGCACAGUAACUUUUUUCUUUCCCAGAGGUGUUACCACCACAACUGAUGGGCUCAGUUUUGGCCAGUGGCGGGUCCAUCUUGGAGCCAGCUGGCAUUGGCUCUGUCUGACAGGGGGGAAACUUUUAGCAACUUCUCACAGAAGCCAUCCCUGUAGACUCAGCUCUACCAAAGCCUUGCAACACAAACCCACUACAGAUCCUAUUCCCUUUAUUACUCAGAAAAUGGAUUUCUUCCAGUUAAGGACAAUAACC
Colius striatus (speckled mousebird) is the source of this 3005-nucleotide messenger RNA. It is a transcript of the gene KCTD14, whose product is annotated as potassium channel tetramerization domain containing 14. Gene Ontology annotation, biological process: protein homooligomerization. The record is from RefSeq and is a predicted model, not a curated record. The transcript is spliced from 2 exons. Bases 203 to 934 code for a protein of 243 amino acids. Lineage: Eukaryota; Metazoa; Chordata; Aves; Coliiformes; Coliidae. Gene Ontology annotation, molecular function: protein binding.